This is a messenger RNA of Cornus florida, 861 nucleotides long. RefSeq lists its product as uncharacterized. The transcript has a single exon. Lineage: Eukaryota; Viridiplantae; Streptophyta; Magnoliopsida; Cornales; Cornaceae. The coding region runs from base 1 to 861 and encodes 286 amino acids. The record is from RefSeq and is a predicted model, not a curated record.
AUGGAGGUUUUCUUUUCCAUCACCAAGAGAUUUAUUGGGAAUUGCCCCGUUUUUAGGUACCACUCUAGAUGCAGGAAUUUGGGCAUUUCUCAUCUCAUUUUUGCCGACAAUCUCCUUCUUUUUUCCUAUGGGGAUCUUGCAUCUGUUUCCACUCUUAAAAGAGCCAUUGAUCACUUUAAAGCACUCUCGGGUCUUAGCAUUAAUUGCUCUAAGAGUCAACUCUUCCUCUCUGGAGUGGACAGCUCACAUAUUGCCGGAUUUGAGAAUUUGCUUGGAUUUGAUUGUGGUACAUUACCUAUUAAGUAUCUGGGGGUUCCAUUGAUCUCCACUAGGCUCAAGAACUCAGAUUGCAGAGGGCUUGUGGAGAGAAUCACUCGCAGGAUUAAUCAUUGGUCUUCCAAUUUCCUAUCCUAUGCGGGUAGGGUUCAGUUGAUUCAAUCAGUGUUGUUUAGCAUGGUUAAUUACUGGUCUAGUAUUUUUGUCCUUCCAAAGUCAGUUCUUGUUGAAGUGAAUCAAUUGAUGAAGAACUUUCUUUGGACGGGCACUGAUGACAAGCACUCGGGGGCGAAGGUGGCUUGGUUUAAAGUUUGUCAGCCUAAGGAGUGUGGGGCACUUGGGUUUCGUAACCUGGAAACUGCGAAUUUGGCCUCCUCCUUAAGGCAUAUUUGGACUCUACUCUCAGGUCGAAGAGAUAAUCUAUGGGCGGGACUAUGUGAAUCCCACAGGCAAGUUCUAGUAAUUGGAAGAGGAUUCAGCAUCUUAGGGGCUUGGCAAGAACCAUGCUUCGUAGGAGGGUGGGUAAUGGGGAAGAGACCUACUUCUGGGAGGAUUUUUGGUUGGAUGGGGGUCCUUUAUCCCUAA